CCUUCUUCAUCCGCUCCUCGCACCCACCCUUCAUUAUAAAUCUCUUCCGGUAAUCAGCCAACAAAUUUGAAAUAAAGCUAUAACCCCUUUUCACAUCUCGACUCUCUGAUCAUUUCCCAUAUUUGGAUUUUGAGAAAGAAAGCGAAAAAGAAUCGAUGGACCGCCAUGAAUCCAAAGGCGGAGGUCCAGGUGUGGUGUUGAAAGGAGUUCCGGCAUACGGCGGCAAAUAUAUACACUACAGUGUACUUGGAAACCUAUUUGAGGUUUCUUCUAAAUACGUUCCUCCCAUUCAACCUGUUGGCCGUGGUGCUUACGGCAUCGUUUGUUGUGCUAAAAAUUCUGAAACAAAGGAAGAAGUUGCAAUCAAGAAAAUUGGGAAUGCGUUCGAUAACAGGAUUGAUGCUAAGAGAACUUUGAGGGAAAUCAAACUCCUCUGCCAUAUGGAUCAUGAAAAUAUUGUCAAAAUUAAAGACAUCAUACGGCCACCAGAUAAAGAGAAGUUCAAUGAUGUUUAUAUUGUUUACGAGUUGAUGGAUACUGAUCUGCAUCAGAUUAUUCGUUCUUCUCAGUUAUUGACAGACGACCAUUGUCAGUAUUUUCUGUAUCAGUUAUUGCGUGGACUGAAGUACAUACACUCGGCAAAUGUUUUGCACCGAGAUUUGAAACCAAGCAACUUGCUCCUUGAUGCCAACUGUGAUCUUAAGAUUUGCGACUUUGGGCUUGCGAGAACGACAUCUGAGACAGAUUUCAUGACCGAAUAUGUUGUGACUCGAUGGUACAGAGCACCUGAAUUGUUGCUAAACUGUUCAGAGUAUACUGCAGCCAUUGAUAUCUGGUCAGUUGGCUGCAUCUUAAUGGAGAUUCUUUUGAGGGAACCUCUCUUUCCUGGAAAAGAUUAUGUUCAGCAGUUGGCGCUUAUAACCGAGCUUCUAGGUUCUCCAGAUGACUCGGAUCUUGGAUUUCUUAGAAGUGAUAAUGCUCGGAGGUACGUUAAACAGCUUCCUCAUGUCCCAAAGAAGUCCUUUCAGCAAAAAUUUCCGAAUGUGUCCCCUGUGGCAAUGGAUCUUGCACAGAGAAUGUUAGUUUUCGACCCAUCUAAACGCAUAACUGUCGAAGAAGCACUAAACCAUCCGUUGUUGCGAAAUCUCCAUGAAAUCAAUGAGGAACCCAUCUGUCCAUCGCCUUUUGUGUUUGAUUUCGAGCAAGCGUCGUUAAGUGAGGAGGACGUGAAAGAGCUCAUCUGGAAAGAGUCUUUGAAGUUCAACCCGGAUAGCGUAACGGCUGGGUAUCUUGAUUCUGGAAAUCUUUUGAGUUUUCAAUAAGCCAAAUGAUCAGAAAGGGAGUUUCUUGCUUGGAUAACUGAAGAAAAAGCUUUUUUCUCAGAGUGUUUCUUGCCUGGGUUUGGCUUCACUUUUUGUGUGGAUCUCUAUCUCUAUCUCUAUAUCUUGUGCUUGUUUCUUUGUAUGAAUUCUUUACGCGUAUUUGGGUGUUAAGAGAAUAAAUCCGCGAUAGUUGUAUAAUUUUCUUCAAAUUACGAAAAAAGAUAUACGUCAUCUUCUCA
Messenger RNA from Cynara cardunculus var. scolymus (artichoke), 1561 nucleotides. Its product is annotated as mitogen-activated protein kinase homolog NTF6-like. Lineage: Eukaryota; Viridiplantae; Streptophyta; Magnoliopsida; Asterales; Asteraceae. Gene Ontology annotation, cellular component: nucleus; cytoplasm. Gene Ontology annotation, biological process: protein phosphorylation; intracellular signal transduction. Gene Ontology annotation, molecular function: ATP binding; MAP kinase activity. The transcript has 6 exons. The record is from RefSeq and is a predicted model, not a curated record. Bases 156 to 1322 code for a protein of 388 amino acids.